Messenger RNA from Impatiens glandulifera, 1930 nucleotides. RefSeq names its product BTB/POZ domain-containing protein At5g60050. NCBI's taxonomy places the organism in Eukaryota, Viridiplantae, Streptophyta, Magnoliopsida, Ericales, Balsaminaceae. The transcript is spliced from 2 exons. The coding region runs from base 123 to 1739 and encodes 538 amino acids. The record is from RefSeq and is a predicted model, not a curated record.
CCCUCCCUCCUUGUUUUUCUUGGAUUCAUCAUAAGCUAUCUCACAAUGGACAACCAUUUCUCCUUGCUUUGAUGCUCUACCAGUAUAUACUUGUUCUGUUUUAGAUUCACAAGUUUUUAACAAUGGCGGCCCAGAACAAUCACACGCUCGCCCAACCAUACACCAAAUCCAAGGAAGUGUCUGCAAUGAUCAAGCAAGGCUUCAUCUCCGAUACCUUUCUUUCUCCUUCUCGCUCGCCGGUCUCCCUCUCCAACAGAUUGUCUUUAUCACCUUCCCACACUCUUUCCCCACCACCUCUGCCGCCUCCUCCUCCUCCAGCAUUGUCCUCUGAUGCUGCACCGUCCAAUUUAUCUCGCCAGAGUCCGACCCUCUUCGAGAUGAUGUCGGAAGAACAUAAUCUUGAUUCCAAGCAGUCGAUUGAUGCCCGACACAAGAUCCACGAAAGGGUUUCUAGGGUUCUUGCCGGGGCUCCAUUUCGAAAUCCAGGAAAUUGGGGUGGAUUUGGAGAUGUCAAGCUUACUAUUACGGGUCGAGAUGGGUAUAGAGUCUCGAUGGACGUUCACCGUAGGGUUUUGGCCGAUCAGAGUAGGUUCUUCGCUGAUAAGCUGCAUCGGGAUGUUACUGACUCGGUUGGUGGGGCGGCAUCUUCAACGGGGAUGCUGUAUCUUUCGGUGGAGAUAUGCGAUUGUGAUGAUGUAGAAGUUUAUGUGGAAACUGUUGUCUUGAUGUAUUGUGAUGAUUUAAAGAAGAAAUUAUUGGGAGAGGAUGUCUCUAAAGUGUUGGGUUUGUUGAAGGUAUCUGCUUCUCUCAUGUUUGAUGCUGGGAUAGAAUCAUGCUUAGAAUAUUUAGAAGCAAUUCCUUGGACGGAAGAAGAGGAGGAGAAAGUCAUCUCUCAACUCAAUGAACUUAAUCUUCACGAUUACGAUUCAGUAUCAGAUGUUCUUCAGAGAGUAUCAGCUCAACCAUCAACUUCUUCAAGAGCAGAUGACAUUUUCUCGAAACUUCUGUCAGGUGUUCUUCAGGCGAAGGAUGAAAAAGCUAGAAGAGAAAUCAAGUCUCUAAUUUCCCGUCUUCUUAAAGAAGAAGAUACCACAAAAGGAGGAGAGAUUUCCAGAGAUACCCUUUAUCAUCUUUCUCAUACAUGUCUUAAUUCUCUCAUACUCCGAUUAUCCGAAGCUACCCUUGUAGACGAAAACAGUAAGGACAGAGGGGUGUUAAUGGGAGAAAUAUCUCGAGAAGCUGAUAACAUGAGAUGGAUUGUGGAUAUACUAAUUCACAAGAAGAUAGGGGAUGAAUUUGUGAAGGUGUGGGCAGAUCAGAAAGAGCUGGCUGUUCUUCAUUCGAAGAUCCCCACUAUGUACAGACACGAAAUAAGUAGGAUAACUGCAGAGCUUUGUAUUGCAAUUGGGAGAGGACAGGUUCUGAUUCCAAAAGAGGUGCGGUUUUCUUUGCUGUGUACAUGGCUGGAAGCGUUGUACGAGGAUUUCGGAUGGAUGAGAAGGGCGUGUAGAUCUUUUGACAAGAAGCUUGUGGAGGAUGGAUUGAGUCAAACCAUUCUAACUUUGCCAUUGUUACAGCAACAAGGGAUCUUGCUGAGCUGGUUUGAUCGGUUUGUUAACAAAGGAGAUGACUGUCCUAAUAUACAGAAGGCGUUUGAAGUUUGGUGGAGGAGAUCUUUCGUUAGACAGCAUGUGGCUGAGCCGCAGAUGCAGAUAAUUGUGCACGAUUAUCCCAAUUGAGAUUUUGUUACUUCUUCUUCUUCUUAUGGUGUAUAGUACCCACCCACACCUUUUUGUUUGUGUUUUUCUUUUUGUGAAUUGGAUUUGGUUUUGUUUUAUUCCUAAGGUAGCCUUUGGCCUCAAGAUAAGAGGUAUUUUGUAUGAACAAGUAAGGAAUGAAGAAUCACACACAAAGAGAGUGUUUAUAAAUU